Physcomitrium patens is the source of this 5997-nucleotide messenger RNA. Its product is annotated as DNA polymerase alpha catalytic subunit. The record is from RefSeq and is a predicted model, not a curated record. Gene Ontology annotation, cellular component: alpha DNA polymerase:primase complex. Gene Ontology annotation, molecular function: single-stranded DNA binding; DNA replication origin binding; nucleotide binding. Gene Ontology annotation, biological process: mitotic DNA replication initiation; DNA replication; lagging strand elongation. Lineage: Eukaryota; Viridiplantae; Streptophyta; Bryopsida; Funariales; Funariaceae.
AGUCUACCGUUUGUUUUCAAAUCUACCAUCGCUCUUUCGUUUUUGAUGUCCAGAAAUGUCACCGUAUCCGUCAGGGUUCGAUUGUGCGGGUGAUCGAUGUCCUUUGCCUUGAGGCGAGAUUAGAUGUAUUCGAAUUUGGGAUCAUUAGGUGAUGUGUCGGCGGUGAAUGGCAGCAGUGAUCGUUGCUCAUCGAGCACCACAGUCGAGAACUUAGCAUUUGGGGUUUCGUUUGACGGCCGCGGACAGUUUCCGGCCGGAAAUUGACACCGUGGUGUCGGAAUGGAUGCGUUGCUCUUGACUGUAUCUAGUUUCUGCUUCAGAGUUUCACUGUGAACGUGUGGCAUUCGUUCAUCACAAUUCAACAAUUGGCUCGCAUUUUCCUGAAUUAGGUGUCUUCUCUGACUCGUAUCGAAGGAUGAGCGGCAUUGAUGUGCAUUUCUAAGAAAAUAUAGGCUUAAGAUUCUCUGACUAUCACUUUGAGGACUGCUCAUGUCAGGGGUGUUCCCUGAGUGGAAGUUGUGGAAGGGCAUGAGUUUUCAUUUCUUACAGAUCACAAGUGUUGGUGGAUGCCUACCUUCACAAGCGAGUAGUCAUAUAUGUAUUUUUUGCUACAUGAUAUGAGCAUUGCACGAUAGCUCCUGCUCACGUAGUGUGAAUGAAUUAGGGGUCCAUUUGGGUGAAUUGUUACGUGGAAGCUCAAACGGCUUUCAUCAGCACUGCUCAUUAUCAGAGUCUUCCGCAAUGGCUAGCAAUGGAGGAGGUAGAAGAACCAGAGGGGUGGUUCCUGAAGCCUCCGCUCGGGCUGCGGCGCUUUCUGAGCUCAAGAAGCUUAAGGAUGAAGGUGGACGUCGGGUAAACAAUUACCAGGUUAGAGAGGAAGAUAAAAUAUACGACUCUCUGUCGGAGGCGGAUUACAACCUUCUCGUCCUUAAGAGAAGAGAGGAAGUUAAGAAUUUUGUGGUCGCUGAUGAUGGAUUAGGUUACGCGGAUAUUGGAGAGGAGGAGGACUGGAAUGUGGAUCAGUAUUGCGGCGACAGCGAGGACGACGAUGCAGACACAAACAAGAAGAAAAAGAAAAAUGCAGAUGAGGUCAAGAAAGAUGCGCCAAACAGGAAAGCAGCUGCUUUGUCAGCGGCUGCAUCUCUGAUAGGAAAGCAGCGCCUUGCAAGCAUGUUCACUUCUGCUUCAGGAAUCCCUUCUCUUGGACGACGUCUAAGGGACGAUAAAGGAGUCAACACGGAGUCCAUUUUGGAUGAUGUGCUUGCAGAUGUUUCUGCUGACGAUGUCGAUCGCGAAAGAGAGAAGCGUCGACGACGUGCAAAUUUCCGCCCAUCAACAUCUGUGCAGGAUGUGGUGUUUCAACCUAUACCGGAGAGGAUGGUUGUUAAUAUUGCCGAGAAAUCCACACCCGGAAGCCAGAUUACUAGUUCUUCUCGCCCGAAUACAGAUAUUCCGCUGAGCAACUAUCUGGAAGAAACGAACGCAUCUGAAGGUCCCUCUGUUUCAACUAUUGGCCAAGAGUGUGUUACGGAUAUCUGCGACAAUCUCGUUCAAAUAGAUAAAAACGAGGCCAUCAACGAAGAGGUUAAGAAAGUUGUUUCAGAUAAUAUAGUCCUUGAUAUGAAACCAGAGAAGAAAGCAGAAACUGUGGUUCUCAAUGCCAAAAUAUCCAAAGUGGAAGAUACAGGGAAAGGAGCAAUGGCAGCGUGGCAUGCAAUCAGCAAGGGCACUGCAGGAAAUAAAUCUGUUGUAGAUAUUAAAAAAGAGGAGGAGUUGACCGAUCAGGUUAUAUGCGAUGGCAAUAGUCUACCGUUGGAUGCAGAAAGUCGGCUUCCCUUCUUUUUGCUAGACGCCCAUGAAGAACCAUAUGGAGCUAAUCCUGGCAUUAUCUACAUGUUCGGAAAGGUGCCAGUUGGUGGAAAGUACGAAAGUUGCUGUGUAGUAGUGCGGAACAUGCAACGCUGUGUGUAUGUUGUGCCUACCCCGAGUAUUUUCCCCUCGAAUUCCAUUGCAGAACUCGGACAAUUAGCAUCCUCUGACCAGCCUGCAGAAAAGAUAGCUUUCAAAGCGAAGCUUCAGGAAUUGUCAACAGAUCUAAAGCAGGAAAUGGCCGAAAAGCUUAUGGACUUGGAUGUUGCUCAGUUCAGCAUGUAUCCUGUAAAGCGCUCUUACGCAUUUGAAUGUCCAGAAGUACCAACUGGAGAGAAUUAUUUCAUGAAGCUCAUGUAUCCUUUUAAGAAUCCUCCCCUUCCAAGUGAUUUAAAAGGACGGAAUUUCGUGAAGGUCCUUGGGACACAUACAAGUGCAUUGGAACUACUGCUAAUAAAGAAGAGAAUCAAGGGGCCCUGCUGGCUUUCAAUUGCUGCGCCUCAGCGUGUUGCAAGCUCAUCGCAGAUUAGCUGGUGCAAAAUCGAAGUAAAUGUGGAAGAUCCCAAGGACCUGAUGGUGGCCCUUCCAGGAAAGGGACCGUCAGGAAUCCCACCACUGACUGUGGCCUCUCUCAACCUCAAAACUGUUAUUAAUUACAAACUCAAUGUCAAUGAGAUAGCCUCUGUUUCAGUGGUCUACUGCAAGCGAGUCAAGGUGGAUGCUCCCAUGCCUCUUGCUGAGUGGAACAACCGGGAUAUGCUGAGCCAUUUCAGUAUUGUGCGAAAGUUGGACGGUGGGAUAUUUCCUAUGGGUUUCGCAUCCGAGGUUGCGAAAGUAAACAGCAAUUCUGUGAACACUCUCAAUGCAGAGAGCAGUGAAAGAGCUCUGUUAAACCUGCUGAUGAUCAAAUUGCAUCAGCUUGACGCGGAUGUGCUUGUCGGACAUAAUAUAUCUGGGUUUGACCUUGAUAUUCUACUUCAUCGGCUGCAGGCCUGCAAAGUGGCAAGCAACGUAUGGUCAAAAAUAGGUAGACUGAAACGAUCCCAAAUGCCUAGGCUGAAUGGAGGGGGGUCAACAUUUGGCUCUGGUGCAAGUCCUGGUGCCCUGACGUGUAUUGCAGGCCGUCUCCUAUGUGACACAUACUUGUCCUCUCGAGAGCUCCUAAGAGAGGUCAGCUAUUCUUUGACUCAGCUGGCAAAGAGUCAGCUGGGUCGAGAGAGGAAGGAGUUGGUCCCUUCAGAAAUUCCUGGAAUGUAUGGGAAUUCUUCGUCUUUGUUGGAACUGAUUGAAUCUGGAGAGACAGAUGCAUGGCUGUCCUUGGGACUCAUGUUUCACCUUAGUGUAUUGCCACUGACUCGGCAACUCACCAACAUCAGUGGUAAUCUGUGGAGCAGGACGCUACAGGGAGCUAGGGCACAGAGAGUGGAAUAUCUUCUACUACACGAGUUCCAUAUUCGAAAGUUCAUACUUCCUGAUAAGCUAUCCCAAAAGGAGAAGGAGAAGGAGGUUGGUAAGAGGAAAGCAUCAGCACAAUCCGAUAGAGAUGUACCACCAGAUGGUGAAGAUGGUGACAAUCGUGACGCUGGCCUUGAUAAUGCAACCGCCAAGAAGGGGAAGAAAGGACCUGCUUAUCUUGGUGGAUUAGUCCUGGAGCCCAAAAAGGGUCUGUAUGAUAAAUAUAUCUUGCUGCUAGACUUCAACAGUUUGUAUCCCUCCAUCAUUCAGGAAUACAACGUCUGUUUCACUACUGUGGAAAGAACUGUCACUGGUUCAAUACCCUCAAUACCUUUGAGUGAUGUACCAGGUGUACUACCUCAGGUGUUGAAGGGUCUUGUAGAGCGAAGGAAGCAAGUGAAGGGGUGGCUUAAGAAGACAACUGAUAUUUUGAAGUAUCAGCAAUUCGAUAUCCAGCAGCAAGCUCUUAAACUCACUGCCAACAGUAUGUAUGGAUGCCUGGGCUUUACUAAUUCAAGGUUUUACGCCAAGCCUAUUGCCGAACUUAUUACUGCCCAGGGACGUGAGAUAUUACAAAGCACUGUGGAUCUAGUGCAAACUUCUUUAAAUCUAGAGGUAAUAUAUGGAGAUACAGAUUCUAUCAUGAUUCACUCAGGGUUGGAGGAUCUUGCAGCAGCAAAAUCGAUUGCCAUGAAGGUCAUCAGAGAGGUGAAUAAAAAAUAUAGGCUCUUGGAAAUUGACCUGGAUGGAGUUUACAAGCGGAUGCUUUUGCUCAAAAAGAAAAAAUACGCUGCUGUCAAGGUGCAAUCUAAUAGCGAUGGUAGUGUUACAGAGGUUAUAGAACAAAAGGGACUUGAUAUUGUGCGACGAGACUGGAGUUCACUUUCUAAAGAGAUCGGAAAUUACUGCUUGGAACAAAUCUUAUCUGGCGGGUCUCGCGAAGAAGUAGUGGAUGCCAUCCACUCUCAACUACGGAAGCUACAAGAAGACAUGAGGAAUGGGCAGAUUGAACUGGAUAAAUAUGUUAUUACUAAGUCUCUUACUAAACAACCCGAGGACUAUCCAGAUGGAAAAAACCAACCCCACGUUCAGGUGGCACUGAGGCGGAAGCAGAGUGGGCAUCGCAUUUCCCCCAAUGACACUGUGCCGUAUAUCAUCUGUAUUAAGAAGGGCUCAGAGAGACCUCAAUCUGGAGGAAUUGCAGAUAGAGCAAGGCAUCCAGAUGAAAUCAAGGAAGAAAAUUCUGAUUGGUUGGUUGAUGUUGAGUACUACAUCUCUCAGCAGAUUCAUCCUGUUGUAUCAAGACUUUGUGCACCUAUUGAAGGAACUAAUGCUGGGCAUAUUGCUGACUGCUUGGGAUUGGACUCCGCCAAGUUUCUUCAACGACAAGCGGCAACUACUAUUGACAUGGAUUCAGCUCGUCUUACUUCAGCUUCCAUGCUUGAAGAUGAUGACAGGUACAAGCUUUGUGAGCCGUUGGAGUUGGUCUGUGCACAAUGCUACAAGAAGUAUGUGUUUCCAGGUGUGACUGAAAUUCUCUCAUUAAUUGCCACUCCGAAGGGCACCUCGAGCCCAGCUGCAGCAUGUCCCGACCCCUUGAUGUGUGACCAAUGCAAUCAAUCUGGUGGAUUAAAUCGGGUCUCUCCGGCCAUGUUGGCUAACCAGGUCAAACUGCGAGCUGAUGAAUUUAUUAAGCGCUACUACGAGUGCUGGAUGAUGUGUGAUGAUGAGAUGUGUGGCCACAUCACUCGGAAUAUCACAUUACAACGUGUGGGAGAUGCUGAAAAGGGGACUGUCUGUCCUCUCUAUCCUCGCUGUAAUGGUCGACUUCGUCGCCAGUAUACGGAGGCACAUUUAUACAAUCAGCUGACCCAGUUUUACCGCUUAUUGGAUGUUUCUCGUGUUCUUGAGAAGAUCGUGGACUCCGGGGAGAGAAUGGCCGCUGAGCAGAAGUUGGCUCCUGUGCGUACCGCUACAGAUCUGGCUGUGUUGACCAUCAACAACGUUCGCAACAAGUGUGCCUAUAGAUUCAUUAAAUUGCGUGACCUUUGUGUCACUGUGUCUGACCCAUGGGCUACUGUUUAGCCUGUCCAGUUGAACUGCUCUUGUAGAAGCAAAGAGAAUAUUAGAUGCAAUUUGCUUGCCUUAAUUCAUAUAUCUUCCAGGUACUUAGGUCGUCGAUUAGUUUUGGCUAUGAUACAACGCAUGCACCGGUCUUCAGGAGGAAAUUAUCCAGUGAUUAGAUACAUAUUUUAGCCGUGACGACCGUAAUCUACCUCAGCGGUUCUCAUGAUUUUACUACCUUUGAUGACCGUGAAUAGGCUGAAGAUUACCAUUCACGAUAAUUGUCAGUACUUUGUGACCUCGCCUGCCUUACCGGAGACGACCGCCUUUUAGAUUCCCUCACACUGGUUGCCUUUCGUGAAAGGCUGUAAAUUUCUUAGUGCAAUCCUCUGCAGGUGCCGUGCCGGUCAUGGGUUGAUUUCCAAAAGGAUGUAAAUUAGCAUCAGGCUGUGCAUCAUGAACUGUAGCAGUUGUGCAGUUAUUUUCUCACUAUGUACGUCCGGUUAGUAACAUGUGUCAAUUGAGACACAUUCUAAACAGAAAGUGUUGCUCCGGAUUUUCCUGUUGGUCCCUAUUUUAAUUCGAGUCGUAUUAUGUUUGGAUUAUCUU